This is a messenger RNA of Nerophis lumbriciformis (worm pipefish), 4192 nucleotides long. RefSeq names its product protein tyrosine phosphatase non-receptor type 21 (gene ptpn21). The record is from RefSeq and is a predicted model, not a curated record. Gene Ontology annotation, molecular function: protein tyrosine phosphatase activity. NCBI's taxonomy places the organism in Eukaryota, Metazoa, Chordata, Actinopteri, Syngnathiformes, Syngnathidae. Gene Ontology annotation, cellular component: cytoplasm; cytoskeleton. Gene Ontology annotation, biological process: protein dephosphorylation.
AAGCAAAACAUGCUUGGAAGCCGAGUGAUGCAGGCAUGGACUGGCACUUUCGCCCUGACCCAGGAACUACACUCACGCUCCAAAUACGACUUUUAAUGUAGUUAUUUACAUUUUGGGAAGCAUCUUCAAGUGGAUUACAUCGCAACUCGGACAUCAACAACUCAUUUGGCGGGUCACUGCGGUGUGCCUGGACGAUGAGCCCCACGACUUCUACCUACCAUAAGGUCGUAAAAGGGAAAGCAAGCGGAGUCAUUUGCCAAGACUAGACUAAGCGAGAAGAUCCCCACGAGCGCGGAACCAUGCCCCUGCCCUUUGGCUUGAAACUCAAACGUACGAGAAGGUACACAGUUUCCAGCAAGAGCUGUCUGGUCACUCGCAUUCAGCAGCUCAAUGGAGAGUUUGUGGAGUUCACGCUGUCAGUGGAGAGUACAGGACAGGAAUGUUUGGAGGCGGUUGCCCAGAGACUGGAGUUAAGAGAGAUAACAUACUUCAGUCUGUGGUACUUCAACAAGCAGAACCAGCAGAGAUGGAUCGACCCGGACAAGCCCCUGAAGAAGCAGUUGGACAAGUACGGGGCGGAGCCAACAGUUUACUUCGGGGUUGUGUUUUACAUCCCAAGUGUGGCGCAACUGCAGCAGGAGAUCACCAGAUACCAGUAUUAUCUCCAGCUGAAGAAGGAUGUUCUGGAGGGCCGGAUCUCAUGCACUUUAGAACAGGCCAUCCGCUUGGCUAGCCUCGCUGUGCAAGCGGACUUUGGUGACGUAGACCGCUACGAUUCCCAGGAGUUCCUUCAGAAAUGUGCGCUUUUCCCCAUAGAUUGGAUCCAGGAGGAGCGAGUGCUGGAGGAGGCCACUCAGAAGGUGGCCCUUCUCUAUCAGUCCUACAGAGGUUUGCCCGCCCCGGAGGCUGAAAUGUUGUACAUGCAAGAAGUGGAGAAAAUGGAGGGCUAUGGCCAAGAGAACUACCAAGCCAAGGACCACACCGGCACUGACGUGACCCUGGGAUCAUGCCUUGAUGGGAUCUUUGUCAAGCACAAAAACGGCAGUCCUCUUAAUUUAUUUAGGUGGAACGACAUUAACAACAUGAGUCACAACAGGUCUUUCUUUGCCCUGGAGCUGCUCAACAGAGAGGAGAGUGUUCAGUUCCAGACCGAAGACAUGGAAACGUCCAAGUAUGUUUGUCGCAUGUGUCUGGCCAGACUCAAGUUUUACAAGAUCAACAAAAGCAGCCUGGAGGAGUGUGAACCCCAGCCUUCUGAGGGCUCCCAGAAGUCCCUCCUCACUCUAUCUUUUCCUCGUUUUUCAAUGCUCUCUCGCCCCUCUCCAUCUUCCAAUAAGGGACAAACACAGCCCACAGUUGUCAACACGGUCAGACGGCGGUCGUCAACCAGAUUGUCUUUGCCGAAGCCUCAGGGCUACAUGAUGCCCCCACCACAAAUGCACUACAACGGCCACUUUACAGAACCCUACAGCUCAUCGCAAGACAACCUGUACAUGAACAGCCAAAAUGGAUAUUACUACCACUCCCAAACCAGCCUGGACUGCCCGCCCAUGGAGUAUGGCAGCGGGGGGCGCUUGCGUAACGGCAGCGUGUACAGCGCCCACAGCACCAGCUCUCUGACCAACCCGCAGCACUACCUUCAGCCAUCGCCCAUGUCGUCUAACCCCUCAAUCACAAGCGACAUCACCAGGCCCGACUACAUCCCGUCGCAUCGCCACAGCGCCCUAAUCCCACCUUCCUACCGCGCCACUCCCGAUUAUGAGACGGUGAUGCGGCAGAAGAAUCGAGGCGGCGGGAGGAUUUUAUCUCAAGAGCACCGGCAGAGCCACUCCAUGAGGAACCUGAACAUCGGGAACUCGUACGCCUACAGCAGGCCGGACCCUCUCGUUUACAGCCAGCCGGAGAUCAGAGGGGAGCAUGGCGGCACUGUUCAGCAGCACCACCAUCACUAUCCCUUCCAAACGGGCAGCAGCUUCCACAGCCCGUCACCAUACCACCCUUACCCCACUGAGAGGAGACCUGUGGUUGGGGCGGUCAGUGUCCCAGAACUCACUAACGUCCAGCUACAGCAAGUUCAAGAGUAUCCGGCCCCCAACAUAAUGAGGACACAGGUGUACAGACCACCACCGCCGUACCCGUAUGCGCAUCCCCGGCCUGCUAACAGCACGCCGGACCUGUCACGUCACCUCUACGUCAGCAGCAGCAACCCUGACCUGAUCAUCACGCGUCGUGUGCAUCACUCGGUCCAGACUUUCCAAGAGGACAGCCUGCCUGUUGCUCAUUCCUUGCAAGAGGUAUCCGAGCCUCUUCUGAGCGGACCACCGCACAGACCGACUUACCACGGCCAAAAGCGCAACUCCAUCGAGGUUGCUGGGCUAGCACAGAGCCUGGAGGGGAUAAGGCUCAAAGAGCGGCACAUGUCUUCAUCAGCGGCCGAAGCUGCAACACCUCCCCCGGUCCCACAGGUAGGUCGCUCGCAAGGUUCUCAGCUCAACGUCUUCUUGGAGCGCACAAAGACGGCAGACAAGGCCGACGCAAAGGACGAUGUGCAGUACGGACACAAGAAAUCUCUCUCUGACGCUACCAUGCUGGUGCACAGCAGCGGUGAGGAUGAAGAGUUUGAGGAAGACACAGGGCGCCACACGCCGCUCUCUCAUGAUGCCAUAGCCGCCAUAAUUCCCGAACAGCCACCACCACCACCACUGCAGCAGCAACAUCACGCCUUUAUAGCGCCAUCUCAACAGCAGACUCCCCUUGAGCCCCCUCCAGCAUAUCCGAUCGGCUCGACCAUGGACCCCUCGCUAGCUGCCGCCCUCACCUACAAGGUUCACCCGCUGAUCCAAGAGAAGGAGCCCCCGUACCUGCCUCAAACCAGAAUCAUGCCGUCUGUGUCGGAGGGAGACCUAAGUGGUGAAGCUAAGCACAAAUCAAAGAAAGACUUCAAGAGGCGACCAGUGGCUGAUGUACCUCAGGCGAAGAAGACCAUCGAAGGUUUACCCCCUCCGGGCAUGAAGAGCGUACGGUUGAACAUGAGAAAGAUGGGCCCUCUGAAGGUUGCCCAUCUCAAUGGCCUGUCGGUGUCGAGGCACCCUGCACAGAGCGAUGUGAAGGACGAGCCCGAACAAGCCUCCAAUGAUGAGAAGUGUAAAGACCUGGAGCGACACAUGGAGAUGGGCGAGUUGCUGAAAGAGUACGAGAGCGUCCCCAAGUCUCGCCCGUCUGGGGAGUGCACCGUCGCCCAGAUGCCGGAAAGCGCCGACAAGAACCGCUUUCAGGAUGUGCUGCCAUACGACGACACUCGCGUGGAGCUGGUCCCCACCAAGGAAAACAACACUGGCUACAUCAAUGCAUCGCACAUUAAAUUGAAUGUUGGAGGACACGAGUGGAACUACAUCGCCACCCAGGGGCCCCUUGUCAACACAUGCCAGGACUUCUGGCAGAUGGUGUGGGAGCAGGGUGUCGCCAUCAUCGCUAUGGUCACGGCCGAAGAGGAGAGUGGCAGAGAAAAGAGCUUCCGCUACUGGCCACGGCUGGGCUCCCGACACAACCCGGUGACCUAUGGCCGCUUCAAGAUUACCACACGCUUCCGCACGGAGUCGGGCUGCUACGCCACGACGGGCCUGAAGAUCAGACACCAGCUGACGAACCAGGAAAGAACGGUGUGGCACCUGCAGUACACCGACUGGCCCGACCACGGCUGUCCUGAGAACCUGAAAGGUUUCCUCACCUACCUGGACGAGAUCCAGUCCGUGAGGAGACACACCAACAGCACCAGCGACGUGAAGACUAACCUACCCGUGCUGGUGCACUGCACCGCCGGAGUGGGCCGCAGCGGCGUGGUCAUCCUGUGCGAGAUCAUGAUUGCCUGUCAGGAGCACAACAAGGCGCUGGAGGUCAGGAGCGCCCUGCUAAAGCUGCGCAACCAGAGGAUGAUGAUGGUCCAGACCUUGUCCCAGUACAACUUCAUCUACAAGGUGCUGAUUCAGUACCUCCAGAACUCCCGCCUCAUCUGACACCCCCAACAGCAGCUGCCACGUGGUCCAAUGUGUAGGCUUGGUGCCAAAAAACCUACGAAGCGCCCACUGCAAAAAUGUGCUAUUGGCUGCACAGAGUGAAGGAGCUCUACUUCUUAACAGUAUUAUUGUGUUUUUACGUCAAACAUUGCUUAAUAAAAGCACUUUUGCUGUACAUA